AAGCACGACACACAUGGGAAAAUAGGAAGCGGCGGGGAUAAUCAUAGAAGCAACAGCAGCAAAAUCAAUUCUAAAGUGAAGGAAAAUCAUAAAAAUAACAACGCGAAAAUAGCUAAAAGAAGUUAACUGCUGUGAGCCCCCAUCACCUCCGGCAUUUUGUGCUGGCGACUCGCGAGUCAAACGAGAAAAUAAUUCUACAAAGCAAUUAAAAAAACAGCAGAGGCGUAGAAGCAAUAGCGACUGCAGCAGCCGCAGUGGUAAAGCAAUAAAAGCGCAUUCCGAAACACCACUCACGCCACAAUGAAGCCAUCGGAUUUACUGCAAUUAACGGAAAGGAUAAAAAUUAAAAUUCCUCUGCCGCCAGGCGUAAGCACAACAACACUAAUACCAAAGUUAAUACGCACCAAGGAUGUGAAACAGCUGCAGGACGGCAGCGCGCAGCCGACAAAGCCGAAAUUAACGAAAUGCCUAAAUACACUGGACCUGACGUCACUUGGUGUAGGCUCGUGUUGUGGCACUGGUAUGUACCUGGUUGCGGGUAUGGUGGCGAAAAAUCUCGCUGGCCCCGGUGUGAUAAUUAGUUUUAUCAUUGCUGCGAUAGCAAGCAUUUUCUCAGGCGCCUGCUAUGCAGAAUUCGGCGUGCGCGUGCCACAUACUUCCGGCUCAGCUUAUAUGUACUCUUACGUAGCGGUGGGGGAGUUUGUAGCGUUUAUUAUUGGCUGGAAUAUGAUAUUGGAAUAUUUAAUAGGAACAAGUGCCUGCGCGUGUGCUUUAAGUUCUAGUUUCGAUUCACUGACCGGUGGUGCAAUAGCGAAUGCAAUUGGCGAUACAAUCGGCACCAUAUUUGGUAAGCCACCCGAUUUUAUAGCAUUUGGCAUAGCACUGAUUAUGACCUGCAUACUGGCGAUGGGUGCAAGUAAAUCGGUAAUAUUUAAUCAUACGUUGAAUGCCAUAAAUCUGGCGACAUGGGUAUUUGUGAUGGCCGCAGGUUUAUUUUAUGUUGACUCCAGCACUUGGACAGAGCAUCAAGGUUUUCUGCCAUACGGUUGGAGUGGUGUAUUUUCAGGCGCAGCGACUUGCUUUUAUGCGUUUAUUGGCUUCGAUAUAAUUGCCACCACCGGUGAGGAGGCGCACAAUCCUCAGAAGAGUAUACCGAAAGCCAUUGUUGGUUCAUUAGUUAUUGUUUUGAUGGCGUAUGUGAGCGUUAGUUUAGUGUUAACACUAGUCGUACCUUUUGACCACAUCAGUUCUGGCGCGGCGUUGGUGCAAAUGUGGUCUUAUGUGGGAGCACCCAAGUGUCGUGCCAUUGUCGCUGUGGGCGCUACCGCUGGCCUAUCUGUAGCAAUGUUCGGCUCUAUGUUCCCCAUGCCGCGUGUGAUUUAUGCCAUGGCGCAAGAUGGCCUAAUAUUCAGGCAACUCUCGCAACUGUGGCAACGCACUAAUGUACCCGGUCUAGCGACCAUUGGUAGCGGCAUUGCAGCCGCUUUAGUUGCGCUUACGGUACGUCUCGAAAUUCUCGUGGAAAUGAUGUCCAUUGGCACACUGCUCGCAUACACGCUGGUCUCCACUUGUGUGCUGAUAUUGCGCUAUCAGCCACACAGCACAUCACUGGUGGAGUUGCUGCCAUCGCAGCUGCGCACACCGCUCGCGCCGGGCGCAGCAACAGAUCCGAGUGCCACUACUGCUGAGGUACUGCCGUCGAAUAAAUUAACAAUAAAGCGUGUAACACGUGGCAUGUCCGAUUCCGAUGAUUCAUUUAUCGACGAGAGUCCGGAAGGUUACUUGGGACGUGACGAUCAAUUUCUUGUUUCCGAUCGCUCAGAAAAUAAGUUUUAUGGCAGCGUGCAUGGCGCACCAACUGGACCGACCGGCCAAGCGACCGCCUUUGACACUAUGGGCCUGAAUUUCGUGUCACGUAAAAUACAUGAUUAUGCGUACUUGUGUCCCGGCUUCUUUCCAUGGAUCAACCCGGGUCAAGCCACUACGGAAAGUGGCAUGUAUGUCACGAAACUUGUUGGAAUCAUGUUCGGUCUCAUAUUCUUCUUGGAUCUGUUUGCGGCCAUUGGCUGGUCCGGUGGCUUCGCCGCAUUCAUUUAUUUCAUUUUGUUCAUUGGCAUAUUUGUGAUACUAUUAAUCAUUUCAAGACAACCACAAAAUAGAUAUGCGCUCGCAUUCCUAACGCCGGGACUUCCAUUUAUUCCAGCAAUUGCCAUAACAGUUAAUAUUUAUUUAAUAUUUAAGUUAAGCAUACUCACAUUAGUUAGGUUCACUAUCUGGAUGACACUGGGCUUCAUCAUGUACUUCUACUAUGGCAUCACGCACAGUACACUUGAGCAGACGACUGAUGAGAUGGAACUGCAUGUCGAUAAAGAUUAUAGUAAAAAUGUCGAGGAGAAAGCGGUAUGGGAUCAGCCAACCUAUAUGAAUCAAAGCAAUGAGCCAGUGUGGGCUACAAAGGACACACGCGCAAAGCCUACAGCAACAGCAAAGCGUCCCAACACAAAUUACUCCAAAGCAACUGAAAGCAAUCCCACAAGUCAGCAACAGACAAAAAAUUCCACUAGUACAAGAAACCCAGCAGCGAAUUCCUCAACAACCAAUGAUGGUAAAUUUACCAUGUUCAUCGAUGAGACGCAGUUCCCAAAAUGGGAUGAUUAAAAGUGGCAGACAAAAGUGAAAACAAAACGUAUUUAAUUAGAGCUACUUCAACAAAACGAAAAGUAAAAAUAAUGAGUUGAUUAUUUAACAAGGAAAAAUGCACUUAAACAUGUACCAUACACUAGUGAACAGAAAAGAUAAGAGUAUACAUAAAAUAGUUUAAAUCAAACACGCAAAAAGAGUAAAUACUAACUGUGGAACAUUGUUAUGAUAUUAAAAUUUAAGUGUAGCAAAAAAUUUAAUGAAUAUUAGCAAUGAACGCGUGUUUUUGAUUUUAGACGAUAAAUAGAUUUUUGUGAUUCCUUAUUUAAGUUCUCCACCAAGGAACUUUAAGAACAUGUAAAUAGCGUGCAAGUUAUUUGCAAAACUUAAAAGAAAAUAUUUUAAAGUAUGGAUUUAUGUACAUAUGUAUAUAUGGUGCAUAUGUACAAUACAUAUAUACAUACAAACACGUUUAGUG
This is a messenger RNA of Anastrepha obliqua, 3118 nucleotides long. RefSeq names its product high affinity cationic amino acid transporter 1. Lineage: Eukaryota; Metazoa; Arthropoda; Insecta; Diptera; Tephritidae. Gene Ontology annotation, cellular component: plasma membrane. The record is from RefSeq and is a predicted model, not a curated record. Gene Ontology annotation, molecular function: amino acid transmembrane transporter activity. Gene Ontology annotation, biological process: transmembrane transport; amino acid transport. Bases 301 to 2658 code for a protein of 785 amino acids. The transcript has 12 exons.